Molecule: messenger RNA, 906 nt
Organism: Balaenoptera ricei (Rice's whale)
Lineage: Eukaryota; Metazoa; Chordata; Mammalia; Artiodactyla; Balaenopteridae
Product: cuticle collagen 8-like
Exons: 4
Coding region: 1-732 (243 amino acids)
Source: RefSeq, a predicted model, not a curated record
AUGGCGGGCCCCGGGUGCCCCCCGCCUCCCUCCCGGGCAGGGGAGGGGGGGCGCUCAGGGGGCCACACGGAGAGUGGGAGCCGCGGCGGGCCCCCUGCUCCCCCGGCGGUCACAAUCGCCCGGCUCCACGCUGCGGCCGCCGCCGCGGACGACGACGACCGGCCUAACCGUCCCCGCCCCCCGCAGCCCGCCGCGGCGCCGAACCCGGCCGCGAGCCCGGAGGGAGCGCUCCCCGGCCCUGCGCGCGGCCCACCCGUGCGCGCUCCGGUUCUGCGCGCUUGCCUGGCGAGGCCCGGCCCCCGGGCCCUACUCGGCCAAAACGGCCGCGGCUUCCCCGCGCAGGCGACCCGCGCGCGACCGCCACUGUGCCGUGCCAGAAAAGGCUCGCCUGCCCCCGGGACCGCGGAGGGGGGGCAGGCAGAAAGGAGCUCCUAUUCGCUUCUCAUUUCCCCAGCGACAAAGUCUGACGUCGCCGCAUCAGGUUCCCAUCCUAAGCAGCAGGUAAUUGAGGAUAAAUUCCUUAUGUGGGACAACCUGGGAAGCUGUGACACUGCCAGAGUGAGACCAGGCAUCUCUCUGCCAGGAAUUUCAACAGAAAUGACUCUUUGCCCCGGCACCAUGCUACAUGCUGUUGAUACGGUGAUGAAUAAGACAGAACUGAUCCCUGUCCUCAGAGAAUUCUCAUUCUUGUUGGGAGACGGACAAGACCAAACCAAACCAAACCAAACCUAACAGACAAAUAAAUCAGUGCAGGCUGUCAUGAAUGUCCUGAAGGAAAACAAGGGUGAGAGAUGGUGAAACCAAGGGGCACCCUAUUUUAGGUGGGGUGGUCAAAGAAAGCCUUCAGCCGAGACCUAAAAUCAGAGAGGUUAAGCAAUUGGAAAGGGUACUCUAGGCAAGAAACAG